This is a messenger RNA of Dufourea novaeangliae, 1048 nucleotides long. RefSeq names its product cell division cycle-associated protein 7-like. Gene Ontology annotation, biological process: regulation of DNA-templated transcription. The record is from RefSeq and is a predicted model, not a curated record. Lineage: Eukaryota; Metazoa; Arthropoda; Insecta; Hymenoptera; Halictidae. Gene Ontology annotation, cellular component: nucleus. The transcript has 3 exons. Bases 103 to 1044 code for a protein of 313 amino acids.
AGUAGUCGCAUGAUAAUAAUACCGUUGGGCUGGAGCGUAGUUUGCAGGAUACAAGUUUUAUUAUUUCUGUUUGUAAAUUUUGAUCGUUGAACAGUUUUAAACAUGGAUAAUAACGAUGACUAUGACAGUCUUCGUAAACAAAAUAUAGCCGAAAGAAACGCUGUCUUCGCAGAAUUUUUUAAAGAUAUAAAGACUCAGACGACAGAAAUAAAAAAAUUAAAAUCGAAGGAAGACACGGAAAACAUUGAGAAUGAACAACCGCGAAAGAGACGUAGAACUAAUUCUGGUGCCGUUGACGACGGUAAUAUUAAAUUUAACCGUGUAAAUCUGGAAUUUCGUAAGAAAUAUAACACAAGAAGUAGAACGAAAAAUGGAAUCAAAGGUGAUUCAGACGAGCCUAAAAGUAAUAAACGUAAAUUGCACGUUUUAUUUCCUUGGGCAAAACCAUUUCAACGUUCGAUUGAUCUAAUGAAAAUGGGAGUUUGCGACGUGGAUGAAGAAGAAUACGAAAAUAAUCAGGAUCGUGAUCAUGAUGAUGAUGAUGAUGAUUAUGAUUAUGACAAUGACGAUGACGACAACAACGAUUCUUAUAACCAUGUAACAAACAGAAGAGUUUUUAAAAUAUCUAAAUCUGCUUACAACCCAGAGACCAUACCAUCUGUUGAUGAAAUUACUGAAGCAAUGUUGAACAAUAUAGCAAGGAAAAGUUCUACCAAGGACUAUUGUAAAAUUAAGGGAACUUCCUGUCACCAAUGUAGACAAAAAACAUUAGAUACAAAAACGGUAUGCCGGUCAGGAGAAUGUAUUGGAAUCAGAGGACAAUUCUGUGGACCUUGCUUGAAAGGAAGAUAUGGUGAAAGUGCAGUCGAAGCUUUGAAAGAUCCUAAUUGGGCUUGUCCACCUUGUCGUGGUCUGUGUAAUUGCAGUAUAUGUAGAACUAGAAGUGGUCUACGUCCAACAGGAAUUUUAGCUCCUGUAGCACAAGAGGAAGGAUAUUCAUCUGUUAAGGACUAUCUCCAAUCCAUUGAAAUCGAUGACACAUGAUUCC